AAGCGGAGAGCUUACCACAGAGCUGUUCCUCACAGCCCUGGUCCUCUGCAGAGCAUCACUCCACCUCAUCCACCAAGGUCCGUUUUCCCACCUGCAUCCCAGUGCAGUCAUGCUGGGCACAGCAGUGCGGCUCUCGGUCCUGCUCAGCCUCCUCGGCUUUGGGGAAGGCCAGAUGUUUCAUGUGGGACCAUGUCCAGAUCCAUCAGUCCAAGAAGACUUCGAUAUCAACAAGUAUUUGGGGAAAUGGUACGAGAUAGAGAAGCUGCCCUCAACUUUUGAGAAAGGAAGCUGCGUCCAGGCAAAUUACUCAUUGAAGGAGAAUGGAAAGUUCAAGGUGAUCAACAAGGAGAUGCUUUCCAAUGGCAAAGUCAAUGAAGCUGAAGGAGAAGUCAUGCACAUGGAUGUGAAGCAGCCUGCCAAGCUGGGCGUCCGCUUUAACUGGUUCAUGCCUGCUGCCCCUUACUGGGUCAUCUCCACUGACUAUGAAAACUACUCGCUGGUUUACUCCUGCACUAACAUCCUCUGGCUCUUCCACAUGGACUAUGCCUGGAUUUUGUCAAGAGCUCCUGAAAUGCACCCAGAAACCGUGGAGAACCUGAAGAGUGUUCUCCAGUCCUACAAGAUUGACACCGACAAAAUGAUUCCCACUGAUCAAGUCAACUGCCCUCCUGAGAUGUAACUCCCAGCACACAGUGACACAGCACCAGAACAGCGAUGAACUUUGUUGCUUGCUUUAUCAUCCAUUAGAAUUUCUCUAUGUAACUGAGAAAUUUAAUAACCUCUUUGCUAACAGUAGUUUGCCAGCUCAGAGUUACUCCUUGCUGUCAUUCCCUCUGUUGCUCUUCCCCCUUUUUUUUUCUCUUGUUCUGACUUUUUCAGCAUAACUGACUGAGUCAAUGCUAAUGGGUGAAGAAAAGAAACCCUGAAGUGCAGAUGUGAA
Molecule: messenger RNA, 940 nt
Organism: Acanthisitta chloris (rifleman)
Lineage: Eukaryota; Metazoa; Chordata; Aves; Passeriformes; Acanthisittidae
Gene: APOD
Product: apolipoprotein D
Exons: 5
Coding region: 110-679 (189 amino acids)
Biological process (GO): lipid transport; brain development; tissue regeneration
Molecular function (GO): cholesterol binding
Source: RefSeq, a predicted model, not a curated record